Molecule: messenger RNA, 2006 nt
Organism: Scylla paramamosain (green mud crab)
Lineage: Eukaryota; Metazoa; Arthropoda; Malacostraca; Decapoda; Portunidae
Product: homeobox protein 13-like
Exons: 2
Coding region: 241-1215 (324 amino acids)
Biological process (GO): regulation of cell cycle; negative regulation of apoptotic process
Cellular component (GO): nucleus; cytoplasm
Molecular function (GO): cysteine-type endopeptidase inhibitor activity involved in apoptotic process
Source: RefSeq, a predicted model, not a curated record
GAUAUAACUGAGGAACGGCACCGCUAUUGCUCACAGUACACCUCAUACCAGCUCUUGCCUUCACACUUCUGCUACUACUACUGCUACUACUACUACUACUACUACUACUAUUACUACUACUACUACUACUACGAGGGUUAUUGCCACACGGACUGUUAUUCUUCAGCAUUCAAGUAGCAGUUUUCUGGUUGAUUCUGGUUGAUUAGUGAACGAUACAUCCAUAUAUACACACAUCCUGCCAUGAUUGACCGAGGGACAAGCCACAUCCGCAACCGGGAAGACUUAGAGCGGGCACACACCUCGCCCUCUCCCGGUCCACUUCAACCCCUGGGACAGAAAUACCUGCUGGAGAAUGGUAACUGCCACCAGCACCUUCACUACCACCACCACCAUCACCAUCAGCCGCAGCAACAACAACCACAACAACAGCAGCAAAUGCAGCAACAGUACCACCAGUAUAGCCAAUUACCACAGCAGUACAUCCUCCCACCACCGCAGCACCCACAGAUGUCGCCACCACAGCAGGCGCCACCUUCUCUACCACAGGAACCACUACAGAAAAAACUGCGAGUGUUCCCAACACAGCAACCCUCAGUGUCCCUUCCACAGCAAUCACUACAGUAUCUACCACACCAGUCACCACUGUUGAUACCACUGCCAGCGGAGCAACAGCCACAACAGCAGCAGCAACAACAACAGAGACAGUUUUCCCCACCGCACCAGUCCUUCUCACCACCACCUCCACCACGACACUCUGUAGUGCCAGAAAUGUUGUGCAACGUGAACCACCACCACCAUCAAGAACAACAGUCCCAACACCACCACCACCUCCACCACCACUACCACCAACACCACCAACAGUCCAACACCACAAAUCCUUCCACCCUUUACUCCUUCACCCAACAACCACCACGCACCAACACUAGCAGCCCAACCCAGGAGACGGAAACACAGCGGGCUCUUUCCCCUACGGCAACCCACCACCCCACCGCGAAAGACAUAGCGGCGCUGAAGGAGGAGAGAGCACGCCUUCACGAGAAGCUGGUGGAGAUGAAGGAGAGGCGGAGAUGUGUAGUAUGCCUAGACAACGAGUAUGGUGCGAUUUUCAUGCCCUGCACACAUCUGGUAACCUGCCCGUCCUGCGCCGCCACCCUCACCGCCUGCCCCUUGUGUAGAACGCCCGUGCAGUAUUUAGUGGCGGUGAAGGUCGACUGAGGGAUGCGUGAGAAGUGGCGAUGGGGAAAAAAUGGAAUGGAAAGAGGAUAUAAGAGGAUGGAUAUUCUCUGAGGUCACCGUAAGGAAAAUGACUACCAGAAGACUAUGACGGAGCAGCAGUGGAUGCAGGGAAGAAUAAAGGCGAAAAGAGGAUAAAAGGGAAGGCUGAGAGAAAAGUGUAUAAAAAAUAUAGAAAAGAAGCAACAACACAACUGGAAAAGCGCGGAAGCAGGGAGUGUGAAGGAGGAGGACAGAAAACCUUGCCAUUAACAUGCUGGAAAUAGAUCAUUACUAACACAAUGCCUAUAAUAAAAUUUAUAUGCCAUUGUUCUUAAGCGAAUAGGUGAUUAUCGUGAGUGAUUUUUAUUUAUUUUUUUUCCAUUAAACAAAUGUGUUAGGAAAAGAUACUUGCAUUAUGAAAAUGAUGGGCACGACGAUGUUUGUCAACAUUCACUCCAUUCCAUUUCUAUUCCCUGAGGGUGUUAAACUAAUACCGUGAAACACUCAGGUUGUAUGCAGAGAAUUAUUAACGAUUAAUAUUUCCUCUUCGCGCUGUACACACACACACACACACACACACACACACACACACACACACACACAGGCGCGCGCGCGCGCGCGGGCGUGCGCUUCUUUAAUAAUCUACGUAAAAUUAAGAAUCUCACAACAAACCAAUUCACUCUGUCACUCAGCCUUUGUCACUUACGCUUAACUUUUCUAUACGCAUUUUAUAAUUCCUUUUAAUAUUAAACAGGACAUCGGUGCUAAUAAAUUGUCCCGGAUAUGAAGGA